Molecule: messenger RNA, 464 nt
Organism: Mercenaria mercenaria
Lineage: Eukaryota; Metazoa; Mollusca; Bivalvia; Venerida; Veneridae
Product: peroxidasin homolog pxn-2-like
Exons: 4
Coding region: 134-409 (91 amino acids)
Biological process (GO): response to oxidative stress
Molecular function (GO): heme binding; peroxidase activity
Source: RefSeq, a predicted model, not a curated record
UGAACCAGGUGUGGCUGAUCGCUUUAGCCAGGUCUACUCAUGCCCGGAAGAUAUUGACUUAUAUAGUGGUUACCUAAGUGAACGUCGGUCCCCAGGGAGUAUUCUGGGGCCCACGGGACAGUGUCUUGUGGGGAUGCAGUUUAAGAGGCUUCGUGAUGGGGACAGAUACUUCUUCGAGAGAAGAGAUUAUCGCUAUCCUUGGAUCGGAUUAUCAAAAGCUCAACUUAGGGAAGUCAAAAGAGUAAGGAUGUCUGACAUAUUCUGUUUGAACACUUCAAUUGAAAGAUUACAGAGAAAUGUAUUCUUGCAGCCCGACACUGGAACAAGAUUUUCAAGAAACAGUUUGGAGUACUGUAAUACCAGAUUCGGUGUCAAUUUAAACUUUUGGAGGGAUCGAUUUCAUAGCUGAUGUGUAUUAUGUUUCAAAACAUUAACUCUAAUAAAUUCUGGUAUUGCCAAAAUUG